AUGGCUCCUUACGAAGCUUUGUAUGGUAAGAAAUACCAAUCUCUGAUCUGUUGGGUUGAGGUAGGUGAUAGACCGUUGUUGAGACCAGAACUUGUGCAAGAAACAACUAAGAAAGUGAAACUAAUUCAACAACACCUAAGAACUGCUCAGAGCCGUCAAAAGAGUUAUGUGGAUGUCCGGAGAAGAGAUAGGGAAUAUGAAAUUGAUGAUCAUUUGUUCAUAAAAGUAACUCCAAUGAAAGGUCAGACGCGAUUUAAGGUGAAAGACAAGUUGGCACCAAGAUAUGUUGGGCCAUAUGAAAUGCUCGAGAAGAUCAAUUUAGUAACAUACCGAGUAGCCUUACCUCCGAUGAUGGAGCAUAUACACAACAUUUUUCAUGUUUCAAUGCUGCGAGAUUACUUACGAGACCCACUCCAUGUGAUAGAACCGACUUAUGUGCUUCUGAAAGAUGAUUAUACGUAUGAAGAGAGGCCAAUACAGAUCGUUAACUACAGAAUCAAAAGAUCGAGGAACAAGGAAAUUCCCUCAGUGAAAGUUGACUAG
Camellia sinensis is the source of this 543-nucleotide messenger RNA. The record is from RefSeq and is a predicted model, not a curated record. Lineage: Eukaryota; Viridiplantae; Streptophyta; Magnoliopsida; Ericales; Theaceae.